This is a messenger RNA of Effrenium voratum, 408 nucleotides long. The record is from the annotation of a GenBank genome assembly. Lineage: Eukaryota; Dinophyceae; Suessiales; Symbiodiniaceae.
AUGACGCCCGAGAAGCUGCCUGCGAACUUCAAGUACGAGGCUGCGCGGAUGUUCUUCAAGGAGUGCGAGGCGGUAGACACCUCCAAGUGCGACUUCAAGUUUGAGGAGCCCGACUUCGAGGGGCUCACGAAGUUCCUGGUGGAGGAGUGCUCCUUCAGCAAGGAGCGCGUGGAGCGAUACGUGGAGAGGCUCAAGAAUUCCAAGGCCCGGACGAAGCAGCGACCACUGGACAUGUUCUUCGGAGCUGCCAAGGUGCAGAUCAAGGAGUCGGACAAGUUCGAUCCGACGAAGAAGAAGGGCGGCGCCAAGGCGGCUGCCAAGGCGGGCACCAAGCGCCCGGGCGCGCCCGCCGGGGGUGCCGCCAAGCGUGGCAAGAAGAGCUACCAGGAGUUCGUCGUGGAUCCCUAA